Messenger RNA from Theobroma cacao (cacao), 1810 nucleotides. RefSeq names its product Cation efflux family protein. Lineage: Eukaryota; Viridiplantae; Streptophyta; Magnoliopsida; Malvales; Malvaceae. Gene Ontology annotation, cellular component: membrane; Golgi apparatus. Gene Ontology annotation, biological process: zinc ion transport; transmembrane transport; intracellular zinc ion homeostasis. The record is from RefSeq and is a predicted model, not a curated record. Gene Ontology annotation, molecular function: zinc ion transmembrane transporter activity.
AGUUACACGCUAUUAAAAACUCCCUCCGUUACUUGACCGACUCCUAAGUCCUCAAGUCUUCUUUUGAACAAAAACAGGGACUUUUUUCUUUCAUUUUUCUACAAUCACAAAACCCUCAAUUGCCCAAAAUUUUCCAUGCUUUUAAAAUCUCAAAUUCCCAUUUAAAGGGAGAAAACUCCGUUUUUAACAAAAAAAAUCCUUUCUUUUUACUUAUUUCCGUUUUUAAAUCAUUCAAAUUUCGCAUUGUAAUAUGUAAUUCAAAAUCCAAUGGCGCCUAAUUUCUUCUCAUUUAAAGAUCCAUCGUCAAUUAAUCAGGGUUGUUGAAGCAAAAUAUAGUUUGUUUUUGUGUUUUGUAAUUAUGGAGAGAGAGAAAUCAUUCAAAUACUACUCUCAAGAGCCCGAUUCACCUCAUACGUGGAACGCCGAUUUCGGAUUCACCAACGCAAGCGAUCGGCGUUACGCGUUUUCGCGGCAGUCGUCGUUUCACCAAUCGCAGAAAGAUCCUCAAACGCCGAGGAUUUCGAACUUCUCCAACGAUUCAAUGAAGCCUUUUCUAUCGAGGACUGCUUCAAGCAUCGACAUACCCCCAGGGUUUUACUCUUUUGACGAAGUAAAAGAAGGGCUUUUGGAAGCUAAAAGAUCGGCGGUGGCGGAGAAAUUAUCGGUUUUGGAUUCGUUUUUGUGGAUUUUUCGGGUUAUAAGAACCGGUAACCGGCAAAUGAAGAGGUUGCUAAUUAUGAUUUCACUUAAUGUGGCGUAUUCUACUGCUGAGUUUGCGAUUGGGCUCUUUACGGGCCGUAUUGGUUUGGUAUCUGAUGCAUUUCAUUUGACGUUUGGCUGUGGGCUCUUGACAUUUUCAUUGUUUGCAAUGGCUACUUCUCGAAGAAAGCCCGAUCAUGUUUAUACUUACGGGUACCAAAGACUAGAAGUAUUGUCUGCUUUCACCAAUGCUCUGUUUCUAUUGUUCAUGUCAUUCUCCUUAGCUGUGGAAGCACUUCAUGCUUUCAUCCAAGAUGAAUCAGAGCACAAGCAUUAUUUGAUUGUUUCGGCGGUGACAAAUCUAUUGGUGAAUCUUAUUGGCGUUUGGUUCUUUAGAAAUUAUGCUCGAAUCAAUCUUGUAUACAGGAAACCUGAAGAUAUGAAUUACCACUCAGUUUGCUUGCAUGUUCUUGCAGAUUCCAUUCGCAGUGCAGGUUUGAUAUUGGCAUCCUGGUUUCUGUCUCUUGGGGUUAAUAAUGCUGAAGUUUUGUGUUUGGGAUUAGUUUCGGGUGCAGUCUUCAUGCUUGUCUUGCCUCUGUUUAAAGCAACUGCUGGUGUAUUGCUUCAGACGGCACCACCUAAUAUUCCAUCUUCAGCUUUGAGCAAAUACUGGCGGCAGAUUACUUCUCAUGAAGAUGUUACAGAAGUUUCUCAAGCCCGGUUUUGGGAACUAGUGCCCGGUCAUGUCGUUGGAUCCAUUUCACUUCAGAUGAAGAAAGAGAUGGAUGAUCGCCCAAUACUGGAGUAUGUGCAUAGUUUGUACCAUGAAUUGGGAAUACAUGAUUUGACAGUGCAAACUGAUUACCUAUGAACCACCUGCUGUUUUUUCUUCCUAUAUUUUGCUUUGAUUUUAAGAGAUUGGUGCUUGGAGUCACUUUGUCAUCCUAAAUGGAGACACUAGGAGUACAGGAUAUUUGAAUCUGCUUCUUGGGUCAAAUGACCAUUCAGAGAAUAAUAUUUUUUAGGAAUUUAUAUUAUUUUUCUCAUUAACAAAUGUAGUGGGCUUUCAUGUGCUACAUGUUUUUUCAUAUUCAUUCUAUAUUCUGGUUUA